CUAGUCCUUCGUUGGUCAAUGAUGUGACUGUCUCGGUGCUGAUUGGCUGGAUUGUCAGUCUCUACCCGUAACAGAACCAGCGCGAGGACAAGAGAGCCACGUUGGCGGCAGCGGAGUUCUGGCUCGGUUCGCUUCUGUCCGAAGGCUGCUGGAUUAUCAGAGGUGUCAGGGGCCACGUCACCUGGAAGGAUGAGCGUGGGGUUCAUCGGAGCGGGACAGCUGGCGCAUGCGCUGGUGAAGGGCUUCACAGCAGCAGGUGUGAUUGCUGCUCAGAGGAUCACGGCCAGCGCUCCGGACACAGACCUGCCCACCGUUAGCAGUCUCAGGAAAAUGGGAGUGAGUCUGACCACCAGCAACAAAGAGACGGUCAACAAGAGCGACGUGCUGUUCCUGGCUGUGAAGCCUCACAUCAUCCCCUUUGUUCUGGACGAGAUCGGCCCGGACAUCGAGGACCGCCACCUCAUCGUCUCGUGUGCUGCGGGAGUCACCAUCAGCUCCAUAGAGAAGAAGCUGCUUCAGCACCGCCCGGCUCCUCGAGUCAUGAGAUGCAUGACCAACACCCCUGUGGUGGUGAGAGAGGGCGCCACUGUGUACGCCACGGGAACGCAUGCAGAGGUGGAGGACGGGCGGCUGCUGGAGCAGCUGAUGGCAAGCGUUGGUUUCUGCACGGAGGUGGAGGAGGACCUGAUCGACGCUGUCACCGGUCUGAGCGGCAGCGGCCCCGCCUACGCGUUCACGGCACUUGACGCUCUGGCGGACGGAGGCGUGAAGAUGGGUCUGCCCAGGAGGCUCGCCGUCAGACUCGGAGCUCAGGCCUUGCUGGGAGCAGCGAAGAUGCUGCUGGAGUCGGAGCAGCACCCGGGCCAGCUAAAGGACAACGUUUGCUCACCAGGGGGCGCCACCAUCCACGCCCUGCACUUUUUGGAGAGUGGCGGCUUUCGCAGCCUCCUGAUCAACGCGGUGGAGGCGUCAUGCAUCCGGACGCGGGAGCUGCAGUCGCUGGCAGACCAGGAGCGCAUCUCUCCAGCAGCCAUCAAGAAGACCACGCUGGACAAGGUUCUGCAGCAGCCAGGAGUGUCCGUGAGCGGAGUCGCCAACGGCAACGGCAGAUCAGGACUCAGCCUCUUUAACUCUGGGAUCAAGAAGAAGAACUGAGAACAGGAGACGUGCGAGCACAUCACAGUGGGACGUCCACACAGUCAGAGGUCCAGGAACUGACCUGGGACUGAGGUCCAAGACCCCGCCUACUGGUGACAUCACCAACUCACCUGUCUCCUGCUCAGACGUGGUGUGAUGGUCACCAUCCGAGAAGUUUCCCAGCAGCCUCAGUGCUGAAUUGUAAGGUUGUCCCAGUGCAGCGAGGGAUGCUGGGAAAUGCAGCCAUUUGUGUCUGUGGUGGGAAGUUUCAACACUAAAAUGUAUUCUUUUA
Oryzias melastigma (Indian medaka) is the source of this 1429-nucleotide messenger RNA. RefSeq names its product pyrroline-5-carboxylate reductase 1b (gene pycr1b). Gene Ontology annotation, biological process: L-proline biosynthetic process. Bases 190 to 1155 code for a protein of 321 amino acids. The record is from RefSeq and is a predicted model, not a curated record. Gene Ontology annotation, molecular function: pyrroline-5-carboxylate reductase activity. Lineage: Eukaryota; Metazoa; Chordata; Actinopteri; Beloniformes; Adrianichthyidae. The transcript is spliced from 9 exons.